GAUAUUGGUUGGACCUUUUGUUAGUAAUUGAGAAAACAUAAGACUUGAAUUUGGAUCCUUUGAUUUGUUUGUGCAGGUUGAAGUUAUAUAUAAUUUAAUUUCGAAUCCAAAAAAAAGUGUUGGAGAACAGAGGACAGAAACGGAUGGAAGUUGUGGAGGAGCCACCAGGUGAUCAGCUGAAAUUGAAGUCUCUUAUGUUGAGAUUGAGUGAAGAGAACGAUCCUUCUUUGCAGUUGACUGGUCUUACGGAGUUGUGUGAAGUGUUGUCUUUCUGUACUGAGGACUCGCUGUCCGGGGUGAUGGCUGACGUGCUCUCCCGGGUGCUUGUUAAGUUGGCGAAGGAUGAGAGCAAUGGUGAUAUCAUGCUGCUCGCGAUCAGAGUGAUUACUUACUUGUGUGAUGUUUAUCCGCGGUCGGUAGUUUUCCUUGUAAAACAUGAGACUAUUCCUGCUCUCUGCCAAAGACUACUGGCGAUUGAGUAUUUGGACGUUGCUGAGCAGUUAAAAAGCAGAACAUGAACUCGGAGCUGGACAAUGAGAAGAAUGUGUGUGUGUGUGUGUGUGUUAAUUCAUGUUCUCCAUCUUUUUUCAGCAUAGGAAAUGAAAAUAUCUUUGAAACUUUUGCUUUUGUUAUUUGCAGCAGGUGUAACUGUAAUCAAAACGGUGCAAAUC
Molecule: messenger RNA, 671 nt
Organism: Raphanus sativus (radish)
Lineage: Eukaryota; Viridiplantae; Streptophyta; Magnoliopsida; Brassicales; Brassicaceae
Product: E3 ubiquitin-protein ligase UPL4
Exons: 2
Coding region: 144-518 (124 amino acids)
Biological process (GO): protein polyubiquitination; proteasome-mediated ubiquitin-dependent protein catabolic process
Molecular function (GO): ubiquitin protein ligase activity
Source: RefSeq, a predicted model, not a curated record